Empidonax traillii (willow flycatcher) is the source of this 2357-nucleotide messenger RNA. RefSeq names its product recombination activating 2 (gene RAG2). Gene Ontology annotation, biological process: V(D)J recombination. The transcript has a single exon. Gene Ontology annotation, molecular function: protein binding; sequence-specific DNA binding. Lineage: Eukaryota; Metazoa; Chordata; Aves; Passeriformes; Tyrannidae. Gene Ontology annotation, cellular component: DNA recombinase complex; nucleus. Bases 156 to 1808 code for a protein of 550 amino acids. The record is from RefSeq and is a predicted model, not a curated record.
GUACAAAAUCCCGCAUAACUGGCCACAGCUCGUGUUUGACUCAUGUCUUGAGUCCCAAAAAAGGGUGUCUUUUCGGGUCUCAGCGUGUGAGCUGAAGCGCAACUUUAAUACGAUUUAUUCAAGUACUUUUAAAUAAUUCUCAUAGGGUUUAAUACAUGUUUGAUCUGUUUCUUUUGGUGUUUUUUUCUUUUCUCAGCUACAGUAUGGCACAGUCGACAGAUGAAAUGUCACUGCAGAUGGUAUCAGCCGUCAGUAACUCAUCCUUGCUUCAGCCGGGCUUCUCUCUCCUGAAUUUUGAUGGGCAUGUUCUCUUUUUUGGGCAGAAAGGAUGGCCAAAGAGAUCCUGCCCCACUGGUGUUUUCCUCCUCGAUAUAAAGCAGAAUGAGCUCAAAAUGAAACCUGCCGCCUUCUCUAAAGACUCAUGUUACCUUCCCCCUCUCCGCUACCCUGCUCUUUGCACACUCAGAAGCAAUGCAAAGUCUGAUGAGUAUCAGUACAUCAUCCAUGGUGGUAAAACACCUAACAAUGACCUCUCUGAUAAGACUUACUUUAUAAGUCUGGUAAGCAAAAGCAGCAAGAAAAUGACGUUCCAAUGCAUUGAGAAAGACCUGGGUGGAGAUGUCCCUGAAGCUAGAUAUGGGCAUACAAUUAAUGUAGUUCAUAGCCGGGGAAAAAGCGUGAGUGUUAUAUUUGGAGGGAGAUCGUAUACCCCUCUUGAACAAAGAACCACUGAAAAAUGGAACAGCGUAGUCGACUGUUUACCAUCUGUGUUUCUUGUUGAUUUUGACUUUGGAUGCUGUACAUCAUACAUGCUUCCAGAGCUUCAAGAUGGACUUUCUUUCCAUGUUUCAAUUGCCAGAGAUGAUACGAUCUACAUUUUGGGAGGCCAUUCACUUCAAAAUAACACCAGGUGCCCCAACUUGUACAAGCUAAAAGUUGAUCUCCCACUGGGCAGCCCAGCUGUGACCUGCACCAUCUUGCCAGGGGGGAUAUCAGUGUCAAGUGCUAUAGUGACUCAAAUCAGUGAUACUGAAUUUGUCCUUGUCGGUGGCUACCACUCUGACAACCAGAAACGGUUGGUGUGUAACACCAUAGUUCUGGAGGAUAGUAAGAUAGAGAUUGUUGAAAGGGAGAGCCCAGAGUGGACACCAGAUAUUAAACACUGCAGAAUAUGGUUUGGCUGUGAUAUGGGCAAAGGGUCUGUAUUGCUGGGCAUUCCAGGGGCCAACAAACAGUUAAUCUCAGAUGCAAACUACUUCUACAUUUUGAGAUGCAAAGGAGAAGAGGACAAGGAAGAAGAAUUGACAACACAAAUUUGCAGUCAGACAUCAAGCGAAGAUCCUGGAGAUUCCACUCCAUUUGAAGACUCGGAGGAGUUUUGCUUUAGUGCUGAAGCCAGUAGCUUUGACAUUGAGGAUACUGACACUUAUAAUGAGGAUGAUGAAGAAGAUGAAUCAGAAACGGGCUACUGGAUCACCUGCUGUGCCAGUUGCAAUAUUGACAUUAACUCCUGGGUCCCUUUCUAUUCGACAGAACUCAACAAGCCUGCAAUGAUCCUGUGUUCCAGCGGGACAGGCCACUGGGUCCACGCACAAUGUAUGGAUCUCUCAGAGACCAUGCUUCUACGUCUCUCAGAAGCAAAUGUCAAGUACUUCUGCAACAAGCACGUCGACCUUAAUAAAGGGCUACAAACUCCCCCAAAGGUGAUGCGCCUGAAAAAGCAACCCAUGAAACCAUUGCGCAAAAAGAAAACCAUGAAGUUAGCAACGUCCACAAAAAAGUCCUUUCUUCGGAGAUUGUUUGAAUAGAUUUACACUGCUGAUUUGUAUUCACCUGGGAGCAAAAGAAAUCACAUUCAAAGACAGUAAUGGUUGAAGCAGGGUGGGUUAUUGGAACUUGGAGAGAUCUUUUUAUUUCAAUUAUCUCAAUAUUUCUCUUAAAUUUCAAAGCUCAUUAAUUUAUUCUGUCUCUGAUGUGUAUUUUUGUAAUCUCCAGAUAGGAACCCCAUUGUAGAGGGAAUUGUGCAAACACACAGUCAGAUACUGGUAACCGUAUGCUGUAUUUUAUGCCAUAACUUACACCCCAGUAAGUUUAAUGGAACUGCUGGUAGGAUGAGACAUUAUCCCAUGUACUCAGUACUGUUAACUUCUGUCCAUAAAGAACAUUAUGUUACCCAUUUUACUUUUUUAUCUUAGUAGUUCUAGAAAUAUUUCACCUAAUUUUAGCUGCAUUAGUCCAACUUUAUGGUGGUGUGAUGAAGUAAAAUGAGAUGAAUUACUCUGGUUUUUAAAAAAAGCAGUGGCAUAAGUCCCUUGUGUCAGAAAUAAUGAAAUAUUCAGACAAUGAGGGUCAGUUUU